CAGGCGCCGCACGGCCCCGCCCACCGUCUCCAGGACGCGGGCUCGCGUAGGGGCGCUUUCCGCCGGGAGUCUGCAGCCACGGGUCCGCGUCCCCGCGUCCCCGCCCCAGCCGUGGAGGAGCCCGGCCCUGGUGCAGCAUCUUAUGAAUGGUUUUUACUUAAUUAGCCAUUGAUAUCUCAACAAGCAUGGAGAUAAGAUUAGAAGUUUUGACAUCAACAAGUAUCAAGCAGAAAAAACCCUGGCCUAGAAUUUCCUGGUUGGGACAGGAAAAUGAAGCUGUUUUUCUUUUGGAUGGUAAAUUCAUAAAUGAGAUUAAUUUGCUGUCAGGAAGAACAAAGAAGAUUCCUAGUCUGCAGACUUUUUUGAAGAAUGUUUUUGUCCUGACAACAUCCAGUAAUGAUGCCUGGUUGGCUGGGGUACUCACCACUGGGGAGCUUUUCCUUUGGAACAAAGAUCAAGAUUGUUUGAAAACUCUACAAGUAACUGAACAGCCUAAGGAAAUGAUAAAAGCCUCUGUAGGAAGCUCUUCAAGACUACACUUGUAUGUUUCUGGAAAUGGAAAAAGAGUUCUGCUUAUAGCACCUUCUGGAUGUGUAUUUCUUUGGGAAUAUUUGGAAUUAAAGAAUAUUGUAUCUUCAAAAAGCCUCGUAUUGGUGGGUCAGUGGUCCCAGAUCAUACCUGAAGAAGCAGUUCUUUUGCCUUCCACUGAUGACAAAGAAGCUGUAGUGAAUGCUGUUUUUGUAGAAAAUGAGUUAUUUGGUGACUGCUGCCUGUGUUCAUUUACAUUUUAUUCUGGGGAAUGCCUGAAGUUAACGUUUCUAGCAAUUCGGUGGCAUGAGAAUGUAUUUACCCCUUUAAGGUCAUUGCCCUACCAUGUUCAUUGGGCACAACAGGAUUGUCUUCUGAGUAGUCUGAUUCCCACAUGUGAAUCCAUAAAGUCAAGAGGAGCACUAAUUUCUGCAUUUUCAAGAGAUGGCCUCACCCUAGCAGUAACUCUUAAUCAGACAGACCCAAAGGCAACUCAGGUAUUAUUUAUAAACACAGUGAAUUUUGUUACUCUCUGUGGUAGCCUUAAAGGAUGUAGUAAUAAGAAUCCUGUGGUUCCAGCUACACUUGUCAGGUCCUAUUGGGUAGGUGAUGUCAGCUGGACGCAUGAUAGUCUUUUCCUGGCUUGUGUGUUAAAACGUGGUUCCCUGCUGUUAUUGACCUGCCAAGGUGAAUUGCUAACAUUAAUUACAUUUGGUUGCUCUAUUGAAUUUGGGCCAGCAGAAUUUAUUCCUCUUCAUCCACUAAUAACAUAUAGACCACAGCACUUUACAUUUCAAGAUUCAAAUAAUACUGUAGAUUCAUCAGCUUCUGAUAGUGACCCUAUGAGACAGAGGUUUUCUAUAAAAGCACACUCACGGUUACCCUACUUCAUUAUUUCUGAUGGAUACAUGAUCACAACUCUUCGAUUUCUUGAUAACCUGUCUCCUUCAGUGCUCAUGAGAUCACUUCUACUUGAUUCAACCCAGAGGCUUGAGAAAACAUACCAAAGUGUGAUGUUGUCUAAGCCAAAAGGCAAAGGAUUGAACUUGCAAUCACUGGAUUCCCUAAGGUCUAGCCUGUUAAAACAGCAAGGAAAUGAAAGUUCAGCUGAUUCUACUGUCCCCAAGUUUUUGCAAACAGAAGAAACAAUAAAGUUAAGUGAAAAAACAGAUUUUCAGGACUUUGAAGCAGAAGAAACUAAUGAAGGCAAAUACUUUCCAAACACCUUAUUUCCUUUUUGGAGCCAAAAAAGUGAUCCUCUGUUUAUCAGUGCCAAGGAGGGAAGAUUGGAAUUUGCAUCUAUGUUUGAUACAAUACAUGCAAAGGAUGAUAUUAAGGAGACAGACAAAACCAUUACAGAACUGCAUUCUAUUCAGAAAAAUCUUCUUGCAGCAUGGACUGUAGGAAUUUCAAAAAAUGUGAUAGAAAAAAGUUUAAUGUUAAAUUAUACAGUAGUUUGUAUCACCCAUUUUUUCUACAUUCUUCAGUUUGUAAAGUGUCCUUUCCCAAAACUUAGUAUUUUUUUAAGCAAGAUUCCAAAACAUAAUUCAUGGGUACUUUGUAUCUUCCAGCUUUUUCAUCAGUGUUUAUCCACCCAGUAUUGGGAUAUGAGAUAUAGGCAAGACGUGAGACAUUUGAUAAAACUGACCUCAAAUACUAUAAAGCUUUUGCUGACUCAGCAACAAAAGGGUCACUUACUCUCAGAGAAACUUUUUGCCUGCUUUUAUUUACUCAGAAUGGUAGCUGACAAUUUAGAUGGCAUAUAUCAGCUUCAACCUGAAGUUAUUUCAGCAUCAGCUGAUGGAAGUAGAACAACAGAUCAAGAUUCAUUGGUGGUAUCUAUUUUUCAAAUGUUUCAAGACAGUAGUUCUCAGGAAAACUGGUCUUGGAAGUCAUCUUUCAAGAUUCAUCCUCAAGUAACAAAUCUUGUUCAACAACCAAGUCACAGAUUGAUUGCUCUCUGGAGAAUAUUGUACAAAAAAACUUUAUGGUAUCAAGCACAGUUAAGUCGAAGAAUUCCUGAAGGUGACGGACAGUUAAUUGAAAAUAUAGCAAAUGAAGCAUCUACUGUCAAAUCCUUGUUAUGUCAUAUACAGGCUAAUUUACAGACUGCUGGAGAUCACUUGAACCAGGCCCUAGAACUUACAUCAAUCCAUGGUGAAGAAUGUUUUCUGUUAGGAUCAUAUGAAAAGUCUAUUCAACUGUGGAAGAAAGCUCUAGAAGAAACCCAAGAGACAGGAGGAAGAAGGACCUGUUUUUUUCAGAUACGCUAUUAUCUAUCUCUAUUAUACUGCUACCUUUAUAGCUAUAAUUUAAAUGAUGCUCAAGGAUUAUGUGAUCAGCUAGUAAGAGAAAUACUGAGAUGGUCCCAACUAACUGUUAAAGAAAAUGAAGAUUGUUCAGACCCUAACCAGUCUGGCUGUGAGUCUGUGUUGUCUGGACAUGUCUAUCCUGAGGCUGCACUAAGAGUCAUCCAGGCCAUGGCUCGGUUCAUGGCUGCCUACUUCACCAAUCAGCUGCUUUGUAUUUUUCCUCCUCACAGUGUGAAUGUUCUUCCUCCACUUCAUAUUAAAACAGAGCAGUCUCUUCGACUUAUUCCUCUGCAACACUCCAAGGUGGCCAGUAUUGUUAGAGACCAGAAUCUUUCUAAUGUGUGGACAGUUGAAUAUGCCCUGGAAUUAUUGUUCAUUGGUGGCUUGGUUACAGAGGCUAUAUGGUUAGCAUAUAAACUUGGAGACUGGAAGACAUCUGUUGCAAUUGGCGUGGCCUUCCAACUCUUCUAUAAACAUGAUAGCAGUUUUGUGAGGUCCAAAAAAAAGUGUCCGAAGCUACCAUUAAAUAUGACUCCAGCUCACAUUUUUCAGAAAAAAUUGCAGUGUUUUUUAGGUCAACCAACCUCUUUGGAAGGAAAACAGGAAAUGGGCUCAAAAUAUAAACAAUUCACAGUAGAUCCCAUUGAAGAGGAAGAUGCAAAUCUGCUAUUUGGUUCAGUACAAGAAGUCCUGAAAGCAUCAGUUAUGGCUGAUGCAGAUAUUCUUUCAGACACUUUACAGCAUCUGAUAGAUUCUGCCAAGGACUUCAGUAAGAGACUGUGGGGCUUAGUGCCUGCCGGCUUGUAUCUUCCAGCUCCUCCAUUAUAUUGUCCCCAGCCAGCUAUUCUCAGUCAAGAAGAUGGAGAUGAUCUUUUUGUAAAAGCUGAAAAAGACAAUCGCCAAAAGGUGUCUGGAAUACUUCAGAGAGUUCUCUUGCUCUUCAGGGCAUCUCGGUGUUCUUUUCCUGUAGCACAGUGGUACAUUUUGCAGCUGAGGAGGGCAAGAAAAAUCAUGCAGAAGAUUCGAAUGAAAGGUUCUCUUCCAUCACUGAAUCCUUUUCCCCAGUCCUUACUUAACUACUGUAAAGGAGGAGUAGCAUUCUUCAGACCUGGAGCAACUGGAGACCACAAGCUUGAUGAAGUUUCCAUUAGAGCAAUUGGUUGCUUCAGAGAACUUUGUGCUUUGUGCUGGGUGCUACAUAUCCGUGAUAAAUUAUCCUAUAGUUGUAGGCAAUAUCAGAAAGCAAGAGAAAAUGUGAUGGGAGAAAAGGACUUUGAAGAGGAGUUUGAUUCCUGUAUGGUUGAGCAUUGUCUCAGUGCACUGGAAUGGGCUUAUAGAAUGCUACCUUUCUCUCGGUUUUUUAAUAUUGAAGAACUUAUUCAGGAUAUAAUUUUGAGCCUUAUUGGAGAAUUGCCACCAAUCAGAAAGGUGGCAGAAAUAUUUGUGAACGCAUUUCCGAAUCCCGAGGAAAUAAGAGUUCCUUUAAGAGAAAAGUAUCACUGUCUUCGACAGAGACUCAGACACUGUGUUGUAAAAGGUCCCCAGACUGAGGAAAUGAUGUCUGUUGUCAUGCAUUCUAUCCAUAAAGUGAGGGUAAAAGCUCUAAAACGUGUGCGGAGAAAUAUAGGUUCUUUUGAGAUGAAUGUAUGGGAACCAAUUGAAGAAGAAAAACCAGAUGAGAUUGUGGGUUUGGAUAGGUUUUCUCUGGGGACUAGCCUGAGCAGAAGCACCCUCACAGAACUGGGAAAUUCUAUGAUCCAUAGUGAAGGAGAUACAGCUGAUACAUUCUCUGAAGCUUUGUCGGCUGAAGAAAAAACUAGGAUACCUUUCUGUCAAAGAAACUCCCCAGAUAACAUGGAAUUAACACUGAUUCAUAAGCCCAGUGAUAGAAAGAAAAUAUGUAAUCAGAGCAAAAACCCUAAAAGGAAAGAAGAUCAUGGAAAGCUAUCACAAAGUACACUUCCUGUAAUAGGUGUUUGGGAAUUUGAGCGUGAUGAUGAUGAAUAUAUUAAAUUCCUUGAUCUUUUCUUGAGUUACGUUCUUGAAAGAGACCUUCUCAGUUCCAGAGAUCCUGGCAUUCCAUUUUUAACCAGCUUUUCUGUACAACUUAGAGAACAUGAGCUUAAUUCUUUACUUUUUGAUGUACAUACAACAUUAAAACGACGUCAGGGCAAAACUAAAAGUCAGAAUGUGUUUAGAGCUGGCUCUUGCUUUGUUGUUGCUCCUGAGUCACCUGAAUCUGGAAAAGGAUCCUCUGUAAGUGAUGGAUAUGCCAUAACUUUAGAAAACCACGCACUUUCGGCUUCAGAACUUGUUAGUCACGGGAUGAGACCUUUUUUAGAGAACCCUUUGUAUGACAUCAGUAAAGAUGAAGGAAAGAGUGGAUUGUUUGGUUUAAGAAAAAAGUCAAUUUACAGAAUUCAAGAUGGUAAUCGAGAGAAACCUCUGAACCAGAGACCAUCAAACCAUAGUUUUUGGUCUUCCAAGACCACUAUACCUAGAAGACACAGUUUCAAAGCAGUUCAGUGCAAUGAUAUUAACCCUCAGGAGGAUCUCCCUUUGACAGUAAAGAAUGCAUUUGGCAGUAUAGGAAGACUGUUGGAGUGGAUGAUAAGGUGGUCUGAUCGAAGAUUGCUCUGUGAUUCUGGUAUCACUUGGUCACCCUGUGAGUACAGUCCAGUAAUUCGUGUGAAGACUUCUGCAGCUGCCAUUCUUACCUCAUUAUGGCUUUUGGAGCAACCCUAUUAUUUUUCUACAUCUAAGGCAAAAAAUGCCAUUAUUAAGUCUCAGACCAGAAGAGUACGAAGAACCUCACCUGGAAAGGAGCUAGAGAAUCAUACUAAGUCUCAAAUUGGAUGCAGUAUGGAGAGGAGGAGGAGCAAAAUUGAUGCUGGCUGUUUAGCUGUAGUAGCAACUCAAGGUGGAACUGAGGAAAGAGAUGAUCAGAAUGAAUUUUGUCAAAGUAUCUUGAAUGGAAAGCUGACUGAAGCAGAAAAUCCUAAAGUAAAAGAAGUCAAUGAUGAGAUUAUUUCCAUCAGUCAUAAUUCUGAAAAAGAAUUUAUAGAUUCCAGUGAGAAUCUUUUAGAAGUAGAAACAUUUACACAGGAUGAAAUGGAUAUGCAUAUGUCAAACUGUGAAGAAGAAUCUGUUGGAGGUCUCAAAAGUCCCAAUAUUGCCAUUUACAUGCCAGCUUUACCACAGCAAUUGGAAGAGCAUCUGACAGAAGAGGUUUUGUGUCCAAGGGAAGAACCAUGGGAGGCUAAUAUGAAAGAAAAAUCAGUUGAACAGAAAGGUAUGACUGAAGCCUUUUCAAAUCCUGAACAUGCUGUUUCUCACUCAUUUUGUAUAGAUACAAAUUCAGAAAUUUCUAGUGUACAGAUUUCUGCAUUUAAAGGUAAAUCUCCUUCAUUUCUGCCCCUGGUAUCAACUGGAGUCAAUGUUGCUUCAGAAACACCUGUUCCAUCACCUGGGGCGACCCAGAGAAGUGAACACAGGGCUCAAUUACCAGAUUCUUCAGAUUCUGUUAGACAAAUGCUCCAAGAUGAAAUGUUUAAAUUAGUUCAGCUGCAACAGAUCAACUUCAUUAGUUUAAUGCAAAUAGUAGGAUCAUCUUUUGCUAACCUCCCAGAUGUGCAUCAACUUCUACAGCAGACUCAGAUUGAACGUUUGGGAACAAGCCAGGUUUCAAACCCUACAGGAGGGAGUGAUGAUGUUGAAGUCAACAGAAGUAGGAAUCUUAGUCAGAAAAUUUUCAUUAAACCACAAUCCAUGGGAGAGUACACCACGGAGCCUGGCAAGAAUAACUCACAUGGCCAUGAAGGAAUUAUCCAUUCUGAUCAGAAUAAUAAUGGAAAUCUUCAGAAUGUUCCCCAUGGGAGUGUAUCUUCAUGUCAAGUAGAUGGCCAAUCUCAGAAGACAGGACUCACCCCAGCAUCUCAAAGCUUAGCACCCCCUUCAUUUUCCUUAACUCCUGCUGGAAAUACUCCCUUCCAUCUUUUGUCCACGCCUUCUAAUGUCUGGAAGACACCUAGACUUAUCCCACCUGCCAAAACGUCCAGUCCUGAUUCUGGCUUUCCUUUGCUUCAGUUUGAGCAUAAACAUGAAUUCAAGCCCCUUUCUUUACAAGCAGAAAGAGUACCACACAUUCCCUUUCGGCCUCUGGCCCAGCCAAGAGAGGCUUGGGGCUUCCAGCCUCCUGUACCACAGGGAAAAAUACCCGCUACCUCAGGAUCCCACUCAAACUCAAGCCACUGCAGUACUGAAACCAUAAACAAAGCAACUGAGCAGAAGAAAUGGGCAGAAACUGUAAUUACAGACAUUCCUAUGAAAGUGAACUUCAGUCAGUAUAUUGGAGAAGAAAACUUGACAUCUCAACAGGACUCUGUAAUAUUAAUAAAGCCAGAAAAACUCUAUGAUGCUAAGCAAGGGUCCCUUAAGAUAUCUCCUGAGAAUUCCUUUGGACUUCCAUUGUUGCACCUGCAAUUUAAGUCUCCUUAUAUAUUUUCAUCAGCCACAAGAGCACCAAUUACAGUUCCCCCAAGACAUAUUAGAACUGUAGCAGAAGAGAGAAAAUACCCACAACUAUCAUUAUUGCAAUCAUGUUUGUCCUCGGAAAAUAUGUGCAAGAAACCGCAGCUUAUCCCACUUGAAAACCUCAUUACAUUUAAACAAAGCCAGCAGAAACUAACACAUCAUUUAUUGCAACAAGGGGAUUCUGGUUGCCUUCAGCUUCUCAAUAUCAAAGUAGAACCAUCUGGAAUAAGACAAGGAAAGAACAGUCACAAAAGGCAAAAAAGACGAACUGAGAAAGAGCUGCAAGAAAAAAGAUGCGAAAAACUGAGGACAAAAACAAGUGAACAAGAACAUCAUGUUUCUCAGCCUUUGGAUGAUUUCAGCAUUCCUCUUGAAAUGCUUAAAGACGAUGUUAAUACUUCUGCGGGAUUGCACUUCAUGGCUUCUGUACAAAAGAAAGUUAUAGGAAGUCAGGAUGCAAGCACAAAUACAGAACCAGAUAAGGAAGUUGCUUCUCAAGAAGUUGUUUCUGAAUGUGAUAAAAAUCAGCAAAUCAUUUCUUCCACCUCAGAAUAUGAACCUGUAACUGUUCCUCAGCUGUUGGUUCCAGAUGUACAUCUCAAUGUUGAACUUCCUACUAAAAUAUCAGAGAAAUCUUUGUCUCCUUCAGCACCUGAUAUGGUUGGACACACUUUUAUAAAUGUGGUUGACAUUGAAGCUGAUGAUCUACAGGAAUUACCUGUCACAGCAGAGCCUUCAAAUGAGAAUGUUACCAAACAGCAAAGUGAUCAUCUGGAGGUCCCAUCAUCGGCAGAGUUACAUUAUCUGGCAGCUUCAGUUACCAGUGCUUUUCCCCCACACAAUUGUAAAAGUCAAGAAGCUGCCAGUUCUCCUGUGAAUAUAUUUUCUGAGCCUCCAAGAGUGACUCCAGCCUGUCUAGAUGAAAAAACCUGGAGAGCAGACUUUACAGAAGUGAAGGAACCUCGGAUCUCCUCAGUGACUCCAUUAGAAAGUCAGCAGGACCAAGGUUCCACGGCUGUUGGAAUUCUGGACCCUGCUUUGUUGCAAGAUGCAGGUUCAUUGUCUGUCAACAGUGGGCACUCAAGAGAUCUACCAAGACCAAGAUUCCAGUUCCAAGAACAGAGCACAAAGUCAGACUCUGCAGAAAAUUAUCUGCUGUGGAAAGUGCUGCAGGAUGACCCUGCAGCUCGCCGUACUGCAGUUCGCCCUGUGCCAAGCCCUGCAGCUUGCCGACUAGAGUUUCUCACCGCUAAGCUUCAGAAAAUUGAUGAACAGCUGUUAGCAAUUCAGAACAUUGCCGACAACAUAGAGCAGGAUUUCCCCAGACCUGAAAUGCUAAGUUUACUUCAUGAAAAGGUUGGAUUGAUGGAUCAUGUUGAAUCGUCUUCUGGCCCUGAAUACAAAAAACCGGUAGCUUCAAAAGCCAUCAGCAUUUCUGAAGAAGUGAAUUUCCUGACUCGUAUGGAUGAGGAAGAUAGAAGUGACAAAGAUGAGACUUCAGAAGCUGCAUUUUCAGUAAUGGAAAAUCAUUCUAGUCCAAAAACUUCUGUGUUCCUUUCUGCUGAUUCAGCUGUCAGUCUUUCCAUUGACCAGAACACUCCUUCACCUGGUGUGAAUAACCGUGAUGAAUUAUUUGAAAGUAUUUCAGUAGAUCCACUCCAGAUGGCUGGAUUGACUGACAUUGCAGACAUUAUCAAUGAUCUUAUAACUAGAGGCGGAGUUUCCAGUAAAGAGCUUGGUUUAACAGAACAACAAGCAAGGAGUAUCUCCAGGAUUCAGCAUUCUUCUGGCAGAUGUCCACAAAGAACUGAGAAGGAGAGAAGAGAGAUUCGAGCCUGGAUGAAAAGAAAACGAAAAGAAAGAAUGGCAGAGUACUUAAAUCAGCUGGCAGAAAAGAGAGGGCAAGAACAUGAUCCCUUCUGUGCCAGAAGCAAUCCAUUUUACAUGACUUCAAAGGAAAUCAGGCUGAGACAAAAGAUGAAGCAUGAGAAAGAUAGGGUGCUGCUCUCUGACCACUACAGUCGGCGAAUCACACAAGCAUACAGUCUGAUGAAUGAACUGUUAUCAGAAUCAGUACAACUGCCAGUAACUGCACAGAAACCAUCUCCUAACAAACCCAGCACUGCUUGGCAUUCGGGACAGCAGUGCUGCCCUUCUCCAAGGAGAGAGUAUCACCAUGGACAUAAUUUUCUGAUAAAUCAACCUGGAAAAGUCAAAUGUAUUUCAAAAUCAAGUCAUACCCAUAAAGGGAAAACACUUGAACCAUCUCAAGAUUCACAUUGGCGAUGUGGAGCUGCCAAUUUCCCCAUAGAGAAAAGAGCUGGUGGAGCCAAAGAGGCACUAAGAAAGGCUGUGCAGUCUCCAGUUACCUUCCCAACAGAGAAAGAGUGUAUUUGCUGGCCUGAUUUCCGCUAUUGGGUUUCUUCACCUUGGAAAGCUUUUACUGACACAUAUAGACCAAAAGUGAAGGAACAGAAGAAGACACUCUAUGCAAAUGAUUUGAUAUCCCGAAUAAAUCCUAGAGAAACUCAUUAUGAUCUGAAGAGAAGGAAAUUACAGAGCCAUCCAUGGGUAAUGCAAGGCUCUCAUGCUCCAUGUCUGCAGCAUACAAAAAAACAUAGAAGUGCUGGGCUUGCACCUCAGACAACGCAGGUGCGUAUAGAAUACGAGAGAGAGGAGACCAUGACGAGUCCCUGGACGUUACCUCCUGAAAUCCACCGAAUUCUUCAUGAGACUCCUGGUUCCCUUUUGCAGGACUUGUCACAGGAAGAGCCUGAGCCUCAUUUUGGGGUGGCUGGCAUGCACAGCAUGUCUGAGAGCACUGGCAGCAUCCUCAGCAAUCUUGACUGGAAUGCCAUUGAAGAUAUGGUGGCCAGUGUGGAGGAAAAGAACCUGUCCGUCCGCUGGGCCAUGGGCCUGUAAAGUCUGGACAUCAUUCUGUUUCCAAGCACCAGCAAGCAACUCAUUAAAGUGCUUCUGAAAGAUUUGGGGGUUUAGGAGAGGAACAAUGAAGGAAGCAAACUGAAUUUACCACCUACAGCCAUAUUAUCUCCUGGAUUAGUCAUUUCAAGAGGGAAAAUAAACAUUUCUCAAUAAUUUUGUCUUCAUAAGGGCUUUUUAUAAUAGAUGUGCUAAGUCUUUGCAUUUGGCUUAUGUUUAGGCAUCAUUUAAAAACACAUAAGAACCCUUUCAAGCCAUGUUUGCAUAAUAAACUACUUUCAGUAAAAAUA
Messenger RNA from Ictidomys tridecemlineatus (thirteen-lined ground squirrel), 10603 nucleotides. The record is from RefSeq and is a predicted model, not a curated record. Lineage: Eukaryota; Metazoa; Chordata; Mammalia; Rodentia; Sciuridae.